AACCGCAAGUGCUACGGGUGUAUCCGUACUGAAGACAGCUGAAAGCCAGAAGGUACAGACACAGAGCAGAGCAGAGCAGAGCAGGGCGCUGUACGUCGCGCGCGGAAGCAACGCAAGAGACCGGAUUCCAUCCUUGGAUCCGCCAGUAACCCCGCCUUACCACUCUUGGCAACGUCGAUCCUUGGCUUGCUCCGGCCGAGCAAGCAACGCGGCCGAUGGAGUAAGUAACCGCGGAUACUUGCCGCCUCCGUGCUCCCUCCAUGGCACUUGCCGCCGUGCCGCCAUGCCCUGCACCUCAAGCAAAGUGGCGCCCCGGCCCUCCUCUAAUGCCCCGCCCACUACCGGCCACAGCCUCCUCCUCCUCCAGUCGCCACCUAAGCUGCCUGCCACCUGCUCCCCGCCUCGCCGGAAGAUCAUGGCGGUGAUUCCGCGCGGCCGGCCGGACUCCAGCCUCGGCCACCGCCGGCCGGUCCUCCUGCUCCUCCUCUUCUUCUGCCUCCUCGCCUUCUUCCCCCGCCGCGUCGCGGCUUUUCACUCGUUCGUGGGGACGUACGGGGUGAACUACGGCCGGAUCGCGGACAACCUGCCGCCGCCGACGGAGGUGGUGAAGCUGCUCCAGAUGGCGCGGAUCAAGAACGUCCGCAUCUUCGACUCGGACCACACCGUGCUGGACGCGUUCCGCAACUCCGGGCUCAACCUCGCCAUCGCCAUCCCCAACGGCCUCGUCAAGGACAUCUCCGCCACCCCGAGCAAGGCCAUGGACUGGGUGAACGAGAACGUGCGGCCCUACUACCCGGCCACCCGCAUCGUGGCCAUCAUCGUGGGCAACGAGAUCCUGGGCGGGCAGGACACGGGGCUCGCCGAGGCGCUCUUCGGCGCCGUCGUCAACAUCCACGACGCGCUCCGCGCGAUGCGCCUGUCCGGCAGGAUCGAGGUGAACACGCCGCACUCGGAGGCGGUGUUCGGCACCUCGUACCCGCCCUCUGCCGGCACGUUCCGCCCGGACCUCAUGCCGUACCUCAAGCCGCUCCUCGACUUCUUCUCCAAGACGGGCGCGCCCUUCUACGUGAACGCGUACCCGUUCCUGGCCUACAUGAGCGACCCGGAGCACAUCGACGUGAACUACGCGCUGAUGAAGCCCAACGCCGGCAUCCUGGACCAGAAGACCAACCUCCACUACGACAACAUGUUCGAGGCGCAGAUCGACGCCACCUACGCCGCGCUGGAGGCCGCCGGGUACAGCGACAUGGAGGUGCGCGUGUCGGAGACCGGGUGGGCGUCCGCCGGCGACGCCACGGAGCCCGGCGCCACCCUGGAGAACGCCCGGACCUACAACUUCAACCUGAGGAAGCGGCUGUUCCUGAGGAAGGGGACGCCCUACAGGCCCAAGAGGGUGGUCAAGGCCUUCAUCUUCGCGCUCUUCAACGAGGACCUCAAGACCGGACCGGGCAGCGAGCGCCACUUCGGGCUGUUCAAGCCCGACGGCAGCGUCUCCCUCGACCUCGGCUUCAAGGGCCUCACGUCGUCCUCCUCCUCCAUCAAGGGAUGGAAGAUCCUGCGCUACUCGGCGACGCUCCUGUCAUCUACAUUCAUUUUCCUAGCAUUGUCCACCUGAUUGAUCGCUGACAAACAUUGACUGCAGGCAGAUUAGCAAGCCUGCGUUUACUUAGAAGACCACAACUCGCCCGCAUUCUGUAAAUUCCACCACGAUUUAAAGGAGUGAUCCUCUCAUGUACAUCAAGUCUUCUGUCCUUCAAUCUUCGUAUACUGUAAAUAAUUAAGAUGCAUUUCUGAA
Aegilops tauschii subsp. strangulata is the source of this 1795-nucleotide messenger RNA. RefSeq names its product glucan endo-1,3-beta-glucosidase 14. Gene Ontology annotation, biological process: carbohydrate metabolic process. Gene Ontology annotation, molecular function: hydrolase activity, hydrolyzing O-glycosyl compounds. The record is from RefSeq and is a predicted model, not a curated record. Lineage: Eukaryota; Viridiplantae; Streptophyta; Magnoliopsida; Poales; Poaceae.